Pelobates fuscus (common spadefoot toad) is the source of this 1962-nucleotide messenger RNA. It is a transcript of the gene VRK3, whose product is annotated as VRK serine/threonine kinase 3. Gene Ontology annotation, biological process: peptidyl-serine phosphorylation; signal transduction. The record is from RefSeq and is a predicted model, not a curated record. Gene Ontology annotation, molecular function: protein serine/threonine kinase activity; ATP binding. Gene Ontology annotation, cellular component: cytoplasm; nucleus. Lineage: Eukaryota; Metazoa; Chordata; Amphibia; Anura; Pelobatidae. The coding region runs from base 85 to 1329 and encodes 414 amino acids. The transcript is spliced from 14 exons.
AUAUGCAAAGACCUCCAUGUAGUGUGUACUUAUGUGUGACGUCACGCCUACUUUCUAUUUCUAGAUGUCCUGCUUUGAAGGAGAAUGAAGGUCAAUUUUUGUCCCCAGUGUGGAGAGAAAGUAGACGAUGCAUUUAAGUUUUGCCCAAAUUGUGGUUUAAAAUUACCCAUUGAUGAAACAAAUGAUGAACCUUCAAUGCCCAGCAAGUUACCACCAUCACCAGUUAAGAGAUCGCCUGUAAAAAGACUUUCCAGUGCCAGUGCAACACCAAAUGAAGGUAGUUGUGCAAAAAGAAGGACCAUGGAAAAACAAGAGACGGACACAAGGUCUCCCAGCAACCGUCAAGGAAGCCCCAAAGGCAAAGGAAUUAAACACGUCAAGAUAGAGCCAAUACCAGAGAAUGAGAUUCUGACUGACAACAACAACACAAAUUGGGUCUUAGGCACUCUCUUUACAAAUGGUGACAAUGGAGUCCUGUAUGAAGCUUACCGAACUUCGGCAACUCCCAAGAAACAGCAUUUCCUUCUGAAACUGGAUGCAAAAGAUGGGAAAAUAUACAACGAACAAGUCUUUUUACAACGGGCAGCAAAGAAAACAACAGUUGAUAAAUGGAAGAAGUCACAUGCGUAUUCAUUUCUGGGAAUACCUACCUGCAUCGCCUUUGGAUUGCAUAAAUACAAGCAACAGGACUACAGGUUUUUGGUGUUUCCUGCACUAGGAAAGAGCUUUCAGACCAUCAUUAACGAAAAGAAGGUUUUGUUAGAGAAAACCAUUUUUCAGAUUGUGUACAGAAUGGUAGAUGUUUUGGAAUACAUCCAUGCAAAUGAGUAUGUCCAUGGUAAUAUUACAGCCGAAAAUAUCUUUGUGAAUUUUGAUGAUUUUAAAGAGGUCUAUCUUGCAGAUUACUAUUUUGCCUUCCGAUACUGCCCUGCCGGAAAACAUGUUAAAUACCAAGAUGGCAGCAAAACACCCCAUGUGGGUUCUACUGAAUUUAUUAGCAUGGAUGUCCAUAAAGGAGCUGCACCAUCCCGUCGCAGUGACAUGGAGUCACUGGGAUACUGUAUGUUAAAAUGGCUAUGUGGAUCUUUACCGUGGACUGGAAUAACUAAGGCUAGUGACAUAAUGGAAGAGAAAGACAAGUUUAAAAAUGAUAUACAAGUUACUCUUAAACAGUGCUUCAAAAAGAAGAGGGUUCCAGGAGAAUUGGAAAUUUACCUAGACCAUGUUAUGUGUCUGAAUUAUGAAGAGGCUCCUGACUAUGACAAGCUUCGUAAUACCCUAUCUGCUGCUCUGGGCAAGACAGAUCCUUACGAUGCAGUAGCUGUAUAGACCAGAUCUCAUCAACAUUUGACUUAAAUUUGAAUCUUUAUUUUGUCUGAAGAAGAUUUAAUGGAUAACAUAAAUCAUACUGUGAACUGAUGUUACUACUGCAGUUUUUUUUACUGAAUAUGUAAUGUUUUUACUGGUUUUUAAUCUGUUGUAUUUGUUUUAAAUUCAUUUAAUUAUAGCACUGGAGUUUUGAGCAGUCUCCUCAGCCGCCUAACAUCUUAAACCUAAAUUGCAGUAUCACAUCGGUGUCUGAUACUGCAAAAUAAUCCCCAUGUAAUUAUUGAAAGGUUCAGUUCAAAUCACAAUAUUAUAAUUACCUUUCUGUCUGUAUACAUAAAGCAUGAAGAUUAUUUGUCCUGAGUGACUUAUACCCACUAGCUUUCUACUGGCUGUGAUAAUAUGAAACAUUACUGACUACUGAAAGCAGCUGCAGUGUAAUGAAAGCGUUGUUAUAGAGGUAGAGUAUAAAAUCGUCCAAUUCAAAUACCUUUUAAUCCUUAUUUGGACACAUUUAUUCACCUGGGGUGAACCUGUGAACCUGUGGAGUCUCAUUUAUUGAAUAAGACUCCACAGGUAAAUCCUGGACUGAUCGACCUAUCCGGAUAUGGAUUAAUUAGAAGAAUAGUCAAAAAG